CCCUUCAAUUGCCCUCCAAUCGCGCCAAUUGAUCGAUAAUCCGCUUAUCCCCUUCUUCUCCUCCUUCUUCGCGUCUUCGUCUCGGGAUCAUUACAAAGCAAUUAGAGCACCACAUUUUAUUAUCCCAGACUGAUCUACUUCUUUCACGACCAGCCCGAACCCGCGCACGCUCAUCUCUCCUCCUCUUCCUCCUUCCCCUCUUCCCUUCUUCACACACAGUUCCUCACUCACACACUCAUACCCUUUCUCCACGUCUUCAGUAUUACGAUUAUGAUGGAGCCAGAGCUGAUGCAACAACUGAGGGUCGAGAACCCUCUGGAGGAACCCGAGCUGAGACUGGAUGGACUUCAGAUCCCCUCGAUUCAAGUCCUGCUCGAGCCACCAGCACCCCAAGCGAAUGAGAGUGAUGACGAAGACGAUGGGUCGUAUUCGCCUUUGCAAGAGUUCCAGAACCUGGUCACCCUCACUAUGAGCAACGCACAGUGCCAAAGUUUGGAGGGCUUCCCCAACCUGCCCUUGUUGCGAUCGUUGAUGCUGGCCGAUAACGAUCUGUCCGGGGGAUUUGAGGCGCUGGCCGAGGCCGAUCUGCAGAACCUGGUGCGCCUGGACUUGAGCGGGAACAAAAUCUCGAACAUGAACGUCCUUCAGCCUCUUGAUGCACUCGAGAAUCUGGCGCAUAUCUUGCUGGUCGAUAACGAGAUCGCGAAAGCAGAUAACUAUCGCGAUGCCGUGUUCGAGAUCUUGCCUCAAUUAAUCACUAUUGAUGGACUGGACAGAGACGGAACAGAACUCGAUGUAGAUGACGAUGAUAUUGGUGAGGCCAUAUCCGGUGAUGAGGAAGAGGAUCAAUAUGCAGAGGGCGAGGUUGAGGGCGAGGAUGAGGGUGAAUAUCAGAUUGAUGAUGCGGAAGUGGGACAAGAUGAGGAUGAGGACGAGGACGAAGAAUUCGAUGAGGAAGCGCAAGAGGGUCGGCCUUCUCGCGACGAUGAAAGCGAAGAUAUCGGAAGCGAAGACGAGAACGAUGAAGAGGAGGAGAGAGAUGAGGACAUUGAAUCCAACAGCGACUCUGAGCUCGAGGACCAGGAGAAUCGCCGUCCAAUGGUUGGCGGUAAGACCGCAGGAGACUCUCAGCAGAUUGAUGACGACGAGGAGGACGAUGAUGAACUCGAGGACGAGGAAGACGAUGAGAAUGCUCGACAACAACAUCACCAAGAAGUCGGAUCUGGAUCUGACGAGGAGGAAGAGGAGGAGGAUGAUGAUGAUGAAGAAGAGGAUGAAGAUGAAGAAGAGGAAUAUGAUGACCCGGACGACGGAGAGGAGGAAGGCCCCGGAUUGGCAUACCUUCUCACCGAUGAUAUUCCUGAUGAUAAUGACGAAGAAUUCGAGCCCGGAAACGAGGCCGAGGAGGAGAGCGAGAUCGAGAGCUCGGAUGAGGAAGAAUUUGGAUCAAGCAGCGCGCACGCGACUUCGCGCUCCUCUGCCGCGACAAGCACUAGCAGCAACACCAAUGGCCACCCAACAAAGCGCCCACGGUCACCUACAGAGACAGGAGCAUCAGGGGACUUUGAUCAUGGCCAGGCAGCAGCGGGAUUCGACGUGGAUGGGGAUGAUACGACCAACGGAUUCGGCAUGGGCUCGUUUGAUGGACCAGCGACCUUUGACGAUGAAACGACGCAUGAGGCCAAGCGACCACGUACAUGAAGUCGCCCCUCUCUCUUGUACGAUUGAACUGUUUUUCCCGGUUUUUUGUUAUUUAAUACUUUUUUGCUGCUGCUUCGAUACACUGAUAAAAAAUACAAACAC
Messenger RNA from Gamsiella multidivaricata, 1803 nucleotides. RefSeq lists its product as uncharacterized. Gene Ontology annotation, molecular function: histone binding. Gene Ontology annotation, cellular component: nucleus. NCBI's taxonomy places the organism in Eukaryota, Fungi, Mortierellomycota, Mortierellomycetes, Mortierellales, Mortierellaceae. The record is from RefSeq and is a predicted model, not a curated record. The transcript has 6 exons. Bases 271 to 1701 code for a protein of 476 amino acids.